CUCCUAGCCGCUGAGGCAUUCAUGUCCUCAUUAUGGUUUAUUCUGCAGGCCUUAAUCCUUAAGAAGUACCCUGCAGUGCUGAUCUUACUCUCCUUCUACUGCUUCUUUGUGACCAUACAAUCUGGAUUAGCCUCACUGAUACUAGUAAAAGACCCAUGUGCUUGGAGUUUAAAACCCAAUAUUGGCUUGUUUGCAGUUUUAUACUCAGCGGUUGUUGGGACUGCGUUACGUACCAGUGCGGUAGCAUGGUGCCUGCAGAGAACAGGACCUGUGUAUGUUUCUAUGUUCAAGCCCCUUGCUGUUGUUGUCGGAGAUGUCAUUGAUGUAAUUUUUCUGGGACAAGUUCUGCAUCUCGGAAGCUUGGUUGGAGCAGCUGUAAUUAUCACUGGCUUUUAUGCUGUGAUAUGGGGUAAGGCCAGAGAAGAGAAGUUGCAUGAGGACAGUGGAGAAGGGCAGUGGUCAGAAUCAUCAUCUGAAAGCACCCCCCUGCUGCAAAGUGCAAAAUAAGACACAGAUUUGUCUUGUAUAGAAACCAUGGUCUUAGACGUCUUUGUAAUUUUGAUGUGCAAUUUGA
Messenger RNA from Prunus avium (sweet cherry), 574 nucleotides. Lineage: Eukaryota; Viridiplantae; Streptophyta; Magnoliopsida; Rosales; Rosaceae. The record is from RefSeq and is a predicted model, not a curated record.